This is a messenger RNA of Panthera uncia (snow leopard), 3105 nucleotides long. It is a transcript of the gene CPNE9, whose product is annotated as copine family member 9. Gene Ontology annotation, molecular function: calcium-dependent phospholipid binding. The coding region runs from base 1229 to 2890 and encodes 553 amino acids. The record is from RefSeq and is a predicted model, not a curated record. Gene Ontology annotation, biological process: cellular response to calcium ion. Lineage: Eukaryota; Metazoa; Chordata; Mammalia; Carnivora; Felidae. Gene Ontology annotation, cellular component: plasma membrane. The transcript is spliced from 21 exons.
GGUGGGGGCAGGUAAAGCAGAAAGACAACUGAAGACAGGGUUGUACCUUUUAACUCCUGACCCAUGAAAAUCUCAGAUGAGGACAUGUAGUCACAGGUGGUUAAAGUGGGAGCAGUGAUUCUCAGACAUCAAUGGACCCUAGUCAUGUAGGAAGCCUAUUCACACAGAUUCCCCAAGUACUAGAGGAAUUUAGACGGGGUUGCUGAGAUCUUCAAUUAGCUAGGAAUGGGUAGGGGUGGAGGAUCUUUCAUUUUUAACAAGUUCUGCAGGCAGCACAGUCCUGUUACAGGUGACUAGCAGCCCCUGCCUUACGGAGCCCUGACUGGUGGAGGGACUGGCUUCUGGGGCUUUGGAGACAGUAAUUGAUGUGGGGAGAAUGGACCUGGCUGACUACCACUCUCAUCUGCAGUGUGACCUAGAUAGAGUAGAUUGCAUCCCCACAGUAUGUCUGCAUCUCUAAUACCAUGAAGUUAGGGUUCAAAGACAUGGGCAAAGGGCUUUUCACAGGGCUCUAACAGCCAUUUACUGAGCUCUGUCUCUUCACACAAAAGAGGUCAUCAGUGUGACUGCCCAGAGGAGGGAAAUAAUAGCAGUGGACAUAUUUUGAAUACUUACUGUGUACAAUCCCCUGAGCUAAGGAUUAUCUCAAAAUUUUACAUCACACCAAGUAGGUACUAUUGUAAUGAGACUGGGCCACAGAGACGUUGAGUAACUUGCCCAAGGUCACACAGCUAGUAAGAACAAAUGUACCGUCCUCCUAUCCGGAGACCAAAGCAGGGCGGAAGUGGGAAGGGGGAGAAGCAGAUUGUUCAGGGAGCAGUUCAGGAAGAGGAAACGUCCCCAACGCCCACCAGGUGCCCCAAACCAUUCAGCACCGCGGACAGCUCUCAAAGGGUUUUUGGGUUUCGCCAGGGAGAAAUGCGCUGGGAGGGACUCCCAAGGUAUGGGCUGGACUUGGGGUCGGGGUUAGGUUCCCGGCAGGCUCGAGGCUGCUCCAAUGGGGCGGGGGCCACCCGCAAGGCCGGGCGGGGCUAUGUAGCCAUCUGGAGUCACUGCCGCCGGCGGCCACAGUCAAGGCGCGACAGGCGGGAGCGCAAGCAGGGCUGGAAAGAGUGCAGCCGCCGCCGCCGCCGCGGCGGCACAGGGGCCGGCCCCGCCGCUGCCGCCGCACCUAGCCCCGGCGGCCCCUGUCUUACAGCUUCCCGCGGUUCCAGCCACUCGACCAGCCAUGUCUCUCAGCGGAGCCUCUGAGCGCAGCGUCCCGGCCACCAAGAUUGAAAUUACCGUGUCCUGCCGGAAUCUGCUGGACCUCGACACCUUCUCCAAGUCCGAUCCCAUGGUGGUGCUUUACACGCAGAGCCGGGCGAGCCAGGAAUGGCGAGAGUUCGGACGGACAGAGGUGAUCGACAACACGUUAAACCCAGACUUCGUGCGCAAAUUCGUCCUCGACUACUUCUUUGAGGAAAAACAAAAUCUGCGCUUUGAUGUGUACAAUGUUGACUCCAAAACCAACAUCUCCAAAACGAAGGAUUUCCUUGGACAAGCGUUCCUGGCUCUGGGAGAGGUGAUCGGAGGCCAGGGCAGCCGUGUAGAGCGACCCCUCACGGGUGUACCAGGCAAGAAGUGUGGGACCAUAUUGCUGACUGCAGAGGAGCUUAGCAAUUGUCGGGACAUUGCCACCAUGCAGCUGUGUGCAAACAAGCUGGACAAGAAGGAUUUCUUUGGGAAAUCAGAUCCCUUCCUUGUGUUCUAUAGGAGCAAUGAGGAUGGCACGUUCACCAUCUGCCACAAGACGGAGGUUGUGAAAAACACACUGAAUCCUGUGUGGCAACCCUUCAGCAUCCCUGUGCGGGCACUGUGCAAUGGAGACUAUGACAGAACAGUGAAGAUUGAUGUGUAUGACUGGGACCGGGAUGGAAGCCAUGACUUCAUUGGUGAGUUCACCACCAGCUACCGGGAGCUGAGCAAGGCCCAGAACCAGUUCACAGUGUAUGAGGUACUUAACCCUCGGAAGAAAUGUAAGAAGAAGAAAUAUGUCAACUCAGGAACUGUGACGCUGCUCUCCUUCUCUGUGGACUCUGAAUUCACUUUUGUUGAUUACAUCAAGGGAGGGACACAGCUGAACUUCACAGUUGCCAUUGACUUCACAGCUUCUAAUGGGAAUCCUCUGCAGCCCACCUCCCUGCACUACAUGAGUCCCUACCAACUCAGCGCCUACGCCAUGGCCCUCAAGGCAGUGGGAGAAAUCAUCCAGGACUAUGACAGUGACAAGCUCUUCCCAGCCUAUGGCUUUGGAGCCAAGCUGCCUCCAGAAGGACGGAUCUCCCACCAGUUCCCCCUGAACAACAAUGAUGAGGACCCCAACUGUGCAGGCAUCGAGGGCGUGCUGGAGAGCUACUUCCAGAGCCUGCGCACAGUGCAGCUCUAUGGGCCCACCUACUUUGCUCCUGUCAUCAACCAGGUAGCCAGGGCUGCAGCCAAGAUCUCUGAUGGUUCCCAGUACUACGUUCUGCUCAUCAUCACUGACGGGGUCAUCUCUGACAUGACGCAGACCAAGGAGGCCAUUGUCAGUGCCUCCUCACUGCCCAUGUCUAUCAUUAUUGUUGGUGUGGGACCAGCCAUGUUUGAAGCAAUGGAAGAGCUGGAUGGUGAUGACGUGCGCGUGUCCUCUAGGGGACGCUAUGCAGAGCGGGACAUCGUUCAGUUCGUCCCCUUCCGAGACUAUGUUGACCGGUCCGGAAACCAGGUGCUGAGUAUGGCCCGACUAGCCAAGGACGUGCUGGCUGAAAUCCCAGAGCAGCUGCUGUCCUAUAUGCGCACCAGGGAUAUCCAGCCUCGCCCUCCACCUCCUGCCAACUCCAGCCCAACCCCAGCUCCAGAACAGCCCUGAGGAGCCCACUUAUUCAAUAACUAGCAGUCUGCCUGCCUGCCCACCCACUGCUUUUGCUGAAAGCCAGAGGCACUUGGAGCCCUGGACCUCAGUGAGUCUAGCUUGGGGGAUCAGUGCUGGCUGGUUGAGCCCUCUGCCCCCUCACCCACAGAAGGGCCUGGCAUUGUCACCACCUCCCUGCCUUCAUGCCAAUAAUAAAGCUGAUCUUUACUCCA